Messenger RNA from Mangifera indica (mango), 405 nucleotides. RefSeq lists its product as uncharacterized. The transcript has a single exon. The record is from RefSeq and is a predicted model, not a curated record. Lineage: Eukaryota; Viridiplantae; Streptophyta; Magnoliopsida; Sapindales; Anacardiaceae. The coding region runs from base 54 to 395 and encodes 113 amino acids.
AGGUUUUCACCUAAGGGAACAUAUUUGAAGCACCAACGUCGUGGCCAUCAGAAAUGGGAAGAAUGAGAUGGUCAACGAUCAAGGCUAUGGCUAUGCCGAUGAUCGCAAAGUUUGAGGAUGUGUUAACGCCUCCUUUAUCGCUGGAAACAACUAGGACAGUGGCUCCAGCCUCUAAAUCUGGUGAUGGCAUGUGCCACUACGCUUCUGCACGGGAUCUUCGAGGGUCUGACAUAAUGAAUACUGUAGAAUACAAUGAGGAAAACGAUGAUAAUGGUGGUGAUGAAAUGAUUGAUGUGAAGGCCGAUGAAUUAAUUGCUCAAUUUUAUGUACAAAUGAGGAUUCAAAACACCCAUUACAUGAACACUGACAAUAGGAAAGUGGACCAUUUAUAUUGAAAUCGUAGAA